ACCCAUCACUAGUGACAAUUAUGAAUCACUUAAUAUGAUAAGGAGAUUCUGCAGGUCAUUAAUCAAUGUAUAAAACUAAAAUAAAAUGUAUUUUUUGUGACACAGGAUACAAACAUGGAAGCAAGAUGUAUAAUUAGAAUUAUUUAUAAUAAAUAUGAAUAAAUCAUUGCCAUUUCUUUAACCAUAAAGAAAAACUAAAUCCUCCAGGACAAUGUUACAUCCAUCUAACAGAGCCUCCACAUGUUCUCACUGUAAUUUCCCCCUCAUGAGUGAAUUUAUGCUGCACUAAUUUGAAUGUUCGGGGGAAAAUCAAAUUCAUUUCACUCGCAGUACUCAAGCUGACUUACCUUUGUUUGAAUGACGACUUGUACACGCUGACUCCACAGACAAGGUAGGAAAUAUGUCAGGCUAUGUCAAUAGCGGUUGGUCUUCAGGGUUUCUACUCCACGGCCGUAUUUCAUACUGGUCCACAUUUUCUGCAAUUACUGCCGCUUCACCUCUGGACGCAAUUGGUCUCUAUAUAGUUGAUUGUCUUUCUUGUAUUCGUCGUUCCAACACAGUGUGUUUGUUUUGAUUGUGGACCCGGAAAAUGGCGCCGCGCUCCCACAAUGCAUUGCGGCAUCAACUCUAAAGGCCUAUAGUUCCAAGAAGAUGGAGAAAAUGCCAGGUCAGCUGAGGAGAUAUAUGGUCUCCUCAGCUGAACUGGAAAAAAUGUUCAUGCAUUUGUGUCAUCGCGUUUAGAUUAUUGUAAUGCCCUGUUUACCAGCUUGGACAAAUCAUCUCUCUCGCCUCCAAGCCAUACAAAAUGCACCGGCAAGGCUACUAACAUGUUCUAGCAAUCAGAGAUGUUUUUUCAUUCAUAUAGCACUAUUGUAAUCAUACUGACCACUAUAAACUUCAAGCACUUUAUCUACCUCUAAUUCAUAGUAUAUUUAAAAUCACAAGUUAACCCAAUAGGCAUGGCUUUGCAUAGUGAAAAGAAGCCAAAGCAUCUGGAGCUAACCCAGUUUUCAUCAUGACCUUACAGGAGGAAUAUCCAGUCAGAGGAAAGAUCUUGCUCUCGUCCAGUGACCUCCAGCUGGUGCUACAAGUGGAACAUAAUCAGAUCAUUGCUUUUACCAUGGCCAUGUAAGAAAACAUCCAGAUUCCUGGGUUGCACUCCGCACAUGCUCAGGAUUCAGAGGGCUGAUAUCACUGAAUUCUAGUGACACCUACUACCUGGAGCCAAUCAGCAGUGUAGAUCCAGUCUACCACUCACUGUUGAGUACCAUGAAGCUGCCAAUUAAGGGUGGAAGCUGCUACCACACGCAUCACACCACACAGCCCAACCUUAUCUCUAAUCUGCUCUCAUCAUUUCAUUCAAGGGUUAAAAGGAAUACCUUGGGUACGACUAAGUACAUCGAACUGUACAUUGUGGCGGAUAAUACAUUGUUUCAACGGCAGAAUCAAGAUUAUGAAAAGACUAAGCGGAGGAUAAUGGAAAUUGCUAAUUAUGUGGAUAAGUUCUACAGGGCUCUGAACAUCCGUGUGCCUCUCAUUGGUCUGGAGGUUUGGACUGAAAGAGAUCAGUGCAUCAUCACCGAGGAGCCAAAUGCAACCCUUUGGUCCUUCCUCCAAUGGAGACAGAAACUAAAAUCACGCAAGAAGCAUGACAAUGCCCAGUUGCUUACGGGUGUGACAUUCAAGGGGACAACUAUCGGCAUGGCACCACUGGAGGGGAUGUGCAGCCUGGAAAACUCUGGAGGCAUCAAUGUGGACCACUCAGAGCUGUCCAUUGGUGCUGCAGCCACCAUGGCCCACGAGAUUGGCCACAACUUUGGGAUGAGCCAUGACCAUGACAGCUGCUGUGUGGAGGCCACUGCCGAUCAAGGAGGCUGUGUGAUGGCCGCUGCCACCGGGCACCCAUUCCCUCGAGUCUUCAGUUACUGCAGCAAACGCGAUUUGGACCGCUAUUUCCAGAAGGGAGGGGGCAUGUGCUUAUAUAACAUUCCCAACAUGAACAAUCUGGUGGGGGGCAAGAAGUGUGGCAACGGCUUUGUGGAGGACGGAGAAGAGUGUGAUUGUGGAGAACCAGAUGAAUGUGAAAACGACUGCUGCAAUCCCAAUAACUGUACCUUGAAGGAGGCGGUCCAGUGUGCCCAUGGAAUGUGCUGCGAGGGGUGCAAAUUGAAGCAGGCGGGUACCAUGUGCCGGCGCCCAGCAGGAGCAUGUGACCUUCCAGAAUACUGCACUGGGGCUUCUCCUUACUGCCCUGCCAACGUUUACCUGCUGGAUGGCUCCUCUUGUCAAUACGGAAUGGCCUACUGCUACAAUGGCAUGUGCCUCACCCAUGAACAGCAGUGCUUGCAGCUCUGGGGCUACGCGAUGCCAAGUGUGGGAAGAUUCAGUGCCACAGUGCUGCCACAAAGCCAAAAGGCACCAAUGCUGUGUCAAUUGACACUACCAUCAAGACUGGAGGAACAGAGGUGAAAUGUCGUGGCACAUACGUCUACAGCACCCAGGAUGGCCAGGGUGACCUGCCUGACCCGGGUCUUGUCAUGACCGGCACCAAGUGCGGAGAGGGCAAGGUGUGCAGAGACCGCAGAUGCCAAAAUGCCUCUUUUACUGAGUUAGAGACUUGCCUUGCACGCUGUCACAACAAUGGGGUGUGUAACAGCAAUGGGAACUGCCACUGUAAUCAAGGCUGGGCACCACCCUUCUGUGAGAAGCCAGGACUUGGUGGCAGUGUGGACAGUGGGCCGGUUCAGUAUGGCAGUCAGGUGGGGCUGGUGGCUGGACUGUUGUUUGCCUUCUUGGUGGUUUUACCUGCAGUGCUGCUGGUCUUCUACUGCCACAGGAUCAAGACUUCUUAUUACCAUACGUGGCUUUCCCAAAGAAAAAAGAACACAUGCAAGAAGAUGGAGGGAUCAGCAGAUAAGCGAAAGAAUGGCCAUCUUAAUCCUGCCUUUCACCUGAAAGUUGUAGGACCAAUCAACACAGUUAAUGGCCACAAGGGGGUGAGUGAUAUGUGUGUUUCUAGUGUGUUACAAAAUAAAGCAAAAGAAAGGGAAGGAGGAAGUGGGAGUAGGGUGAUGACUGUUUUUCUGUGAAUGAAUAACUGAGUGUCCAUGAGGUUAACCUUCAUAUUGAAUUAAAUAUUCAGUUUGUCAAAUUAUUGUUUAAGCAUCCUAUGUCUUAAUAUCAGCCUAAAGUUAACAUUUUAAUAUCUGACUUAUAAGAUACAAAAUGCACACAUGUACUGCACACAUAACAAAUUGGUAUCUCAGAGUUUUUACCCCUCAGCCAUAAAUGGCCGAUGGGGUUUUGGCAUCACCCUGUCAGGUUGGUGGAUGAACACCCAAGUUUGUGAAUGUGGUAACUUGAGAAUGAGGUGGUAUAAGAGUUUCAAAUAGGAAAGUGGAGAAGGAGACUCCCUUACUGAUACAGAGUGAGUAGAAGAUUGAUGAUGAAAGCUUCCACUGCAUGGAUUUCAUUUUGUUAUGUUUUAUGUUGCUUUUAUCUGGCUUUAAUUUCUCUUAAGAAAUACUAACACAAAAAUGUAUACAAAAAAUACUUUAAAAUGGUGAAAUGGUAAAAUUACAUGAGAGAUGUGAAGAAGAACGUCAAAGGUGAGUAGAUAAAGAGGACAGUGGCAUUAUUCAUCACCGAAAGAGAUGGAGCUACAAAGAACAUUUCAAAAAGGACUGCUUUAAUGAAAAAGAAGCAAGAAAAUAAAAAUGAAAUAAUUUUUUUUCAAACGU
This is a messenger RNA of Haplochromis burtoni (Burton's mouthbrooder), 3740 nucleotides long. It is a transcript of the gene adam19a, whose product is annotated as ADAM metallopeptidase domain 19a. Gene Ontology annotation, biological process: proteolysis. The record is from RefSeq and is a predicted model, not a curated record. Gene Ontology annotation, molecular function: metalloendopeptidase activity. Lineage: Eukaryota; Metazoa; Chordata; Actinopteri; Cichliformes; Cichlidae.